UUAUUCAGACUCACGGAUCGAAGGGACGAAAUACUUUGCAUCAUGAGACAAAUCGCUCGGGAUCUUGCAGUUUUUGUCUUCCUCGGAGCGAUAUCUUGCACUCUCGCUCGGCCGGUCCGCGAUGCCAAAUCUUCCAAUUUACGGGCUCAGGAUGACUUCGACUUUCGAACGAUACUUCGAGACUUAUUGGUGGAUGGAAAUUCUCCGGUGGAAAGUGUCAAUGGGAAAAAGCUCAUGAAGAAUGCCUCGGGAAAAUCGGACGAGGGUGGAUACUACAAAACGUACGGGAGCGACGCGGAGGGCGAAAAAGGCUUCGUGAAACAAACGUACAGCAAUGGCGACCACGGAUACAAAAGCCUUGACACCUUUCACAAGAAAGCCGGAGACAAUUACGGAUUCGAAAAGCAUACGGCCUUCGGAAAAGCAAAGGGUGCUGACAAGGGUGGCGAACAAGCCGAGAGUGGGGCUUACGCGUCCAAGGUUAAGGGGGACGGAGACCACGAGCAAGCGGGCACUGUAGUGGACACGUAUUACACCGAGGAUGACGGCGACAACGCUGGAUACAGCGAGGCUGAAGAGGCGGGUGGAGGUGACGCUAGUGGCGAAUCCGCUUCGUACACGGACGGAGGUGACAGCGAAAAUUACACGGCGGAUGGCGAUGGAGAUGCCGCACACUACACCGAGGGUGACUCGGAUUCCGGAAAUUAUGGAAAUUCCGAUGGUUAUAACGAGCAUUAUUCGAGUGGUGGCGGCGACGAAGGAUCUUACGGGUCUCAUAGCUCGUACGCCUCUGACGGGGAGGCCGGCUAUGACGGUGGGGAAUAUUACUAGCGUUGUUAAGUCCACUAGAGGAAUUGAAAGAACAAUGAAAAAUGUGCAGAUACGGGA
Molecule: messenger RNA, 888 nt
Organism: Venturia canescens
Lineage: Eukaryota; Metazoa; Arthropoda; Insecta; Hymenoptera; Ichneumonidae
Product: spore wall protein 2-like
Exons: 3
Coding region: 43-831 (262 amino acids)
Source: RefSeq, a predicted model, not a curated record